Molecule: messenger RNA, 1443 nt
Organism: Penicillium expansum
Lineage: Eukaryota; Fungi; Ascomycota; Eurotiomycetes; Eurotiales; Aspergillaceae
Product: microfibrillar-associated 1 family protein
Exons: 1
Coding region: 1-1443 (480 amino acids)
Biological process (GO): mRNA splicing, via spliceosome
Cellular component (GO): U2-type spliceosomal complex
Molecular function (GO): RNA binding
Source: RefSeq, a predicted model, not a curated record
AUGCCUCCUCCACUCCCCUCCUCCCACCGGGGAAUGACCAAAAACCCCAUUAAGCCUGCUCGCUACCGCCCCGGAAAGGCUAUCGCAGAGGAGCCCUCAUCUGAGGAGGAGGAAGAGGAAGAAGACGACGAAGAGGAGCGGGAGGUGCGACGAGAACAAGAGCGACGCAGACGAGCCGCAGCACUGCGCCGAGCAAAAGCGCCCAAAGCGAGCUCAUUCCCAGCCUCUGCGAUAGCAGGUCAAAAGGUCGAAGAAGAUGACGACGAGGAAGGAUUCGUCACUGAAGACGAAGAAGAUGACAAGCCCGCACCCGCGCCGACAGCAUUACCGCAUCCUACAACCGACGAUUUAAAACCUACUGUUUCCACAACCGCUCCUGAGAGCGACGCAGAGGAAGAAGAAGAGGAAUCAGAAGAGGAAGAAAGCUCCGAAGAAGAGAGCAGUUCCGAAGAUGAAGCACCGCGCCGCAUGCUCAUCCGACCAACCUUCAUCAAAAAAGACCAGCGCAACACAGCAGCCUCACUAGCCGGGAAGACACAAGCACAAGCCGACGCCGAACGAGCGGCGGAAGCCGAAACGCAACGCGCGGCGCAACGCCAAGAAAAAGCCGACCAACUAAUCCGCGACCAACUGGAGAAAGAAGCGAUAGCCCGCUCAAGCGCGAAUCGCGCCUGGGACUACGACGAGCUCGUUGAAGCCGAAGACGAAGAAGCCAUCGACGACACAGACGGCCUGGACCCGGAAGCCGAGCGGGCAGCAUGGACACUACGUGAACUGAAGCGCGUGCAGCGAUCCCGGGAAGCGAUCGAAGCGAGCGAGAAAGAGCGCGAGGAGAUCGAGCGUCGUCGGAACCUUACCGCUGAAGAACGAGAGCGCGAAGAUAGCGAGUUCAUCGCGCAGCAGAAGGAGGACCGUGAUGCUACGCGCGGACAGACGGGCUUUAUGCAGCGGUAUUUCCACAAGGGUGCUUUCUUCCGUGGAGAUCUUGAGGCCGAGGGUCUGGAUCGUCGGGAGCUUAUGGGUGCGCGCUUUGAGGAUGAUGUCAAUCGUGAUACGUUGCCGCAGUAUAUGCAGGUUCGUGAUAUGACGAAGCUUGGGAAGAAGGGUCGCACGCGUUAUAAGGAUCUUAAGUCUGAGGAUACGGGGAGGUUUGGGGAUGGGUUGGAGAACAGGAGGAGGAGGGAUGGCCCGCCUGGGGAUGUUACGGAUGAGAGGUUUAUGCCUGAUCGUCGGGGUGGUGAUGAUGGGGAUCGUGGACCGACGGGUGCGAAUGCUAGUGUUGUUCGACCCCGGCGCAGGUCCAGGUCGCGUUCGCCGAGGCGGGACAAGCGUGACGAUAGAGACUCUGGUCGUUUUGAGCGCAGUCGGUCUAGGGAGAGGCGGAAACGGAGUCCGUCGCCCUAUGAUGAUCGGGAGAAACGUCGGCGGGUGGACAGUUCAUGA